AUGGCUCAGGCAAACCCGAUAGAUAAUGAUGAUAUUGAGGAUGAUUUCUUCCAACAACGGUCGCCCGAUUUCGAUAAAGUUCAAAUGGAAAAACAGACGGCGCACAAUCAUAAUAUGGCUGAAGACGAUAGACUGAAAGGUGUAAAGCGUGAACUAACUAAGGACAAACAACAGCUCGAAAAGACGAGUGAUACCAUAUUAAAUGCAAGCACCGAACUUCUUGAUCAGAUUGAACAGCAUAUUAAACAAUUGCAACAAUUAGAAACAGAAAAAACGGAAUUAUACGCUCAACAAUUGGAGAAGACGAAAGCGAUCACUUUUGAAGAGACAGCUAUCUAUGAGCAACAAGGGAACGUUUCGAAUCUAGAACUGGAGCUACGUCAGUGCAGUGACAUAAAGAGUAAACUCGAUUCAGAACAACAACAAUUGCAAAAGCAACUGGCGGAUAUAAAGGAAAAAGAGGCUGAAGAUUCUAGUAUGCAAAACUACCUUCAACUGUCAUUGAAAGCACUACAGCAGCAAAUCGCACAGGCCAUGCAGGAACUUCAAAUGAAUGAAGAGCUUCUGAAGGAAGAAAAUGCGAGACGGGAAGAAUACGAACAGAGAGCUGAAGAGUUACAUCGUGAGAUCGCAAGAAUUGAAGAAGAAAUCAAGACGGUGGAGCAAGAAGUCGAACGAAUCAACGAACAACAACGCGUUCUCGAGCUAAAACAGAAAGACUUGCAAAAGCAGUUUGAACAAAUGAGUGCAACAAUUACACAGCUCGAAAAAGUACUCAAAGACAAGGUAGCAGGUCUUGCUCAUCUUCAGGCGCAAAUUGAAGCUUUUCAAGAGACAAUCAAACAAUUGGAACAAGAGGUAAACGAGCUACGAGAACAAAUUCAAUCGGUCAACGAAAAUUUAGAGAAAGUAAAACAAGACUUAGCCAUUGCCGAAGAUCGAUUCAAAGAACUCGAUAUAGAACGAAAGAGACUCGAAAGUGAGUGGCACGAACUCGAAAAAACUUUUCGAGCACUCGACGAUGAACGAGUAGACAAAGCCAAUCAAUUAAACAAACUUGAAAAAAAAUUGCGUAUUAUGGAAGAUUUGCUCCGUCAUGCUCAGGUCAAUGUCGAAAAGCUCCAAAAGCAGCAACAGCAACAGUCUACAGAAGUUGAACGGCUGCAGAAAGAACACGAUGAUCUUGACUCGGAAUUGGUUAAACUGAACAAUCAGAGCGCUGAUUUACUCGUGCGUAAAAAUGAUGCCAUACAAGAACAGCAAAAUGCAGAGAGUGAAAACCAAGAAGCUCAAAAGAUCUUGUCUCAACUCACGCAACAAGAGCGUGAACAUAAAAAUCAACAUACUAAAGCAGCGAGCGACGAACAACGAACUAGUGUUCAACUCCAACAGGCCGAACUCGAGGAAAGAACUGCCGAACAACAGGUGCGCGCUGCCGAAGCUCGAGUCGAAUCCGCCAAGAUAAUGAGUAUUAGCUGGAAUCUUCUUAAACUUAUUGGUCCUGCUGUUUCGAUUUUAACUGGCGAUAGAACGCAAGGUUUGAUAAAAGCCGAGUCGGCACUUCAACAAGCACGUGAUAGACUCGAAACCAAAAAAGCAAAGUGCGCUGAACUUCGUGACAAACAUUAUGCCGCUAAGCAACAUACUACUGAGUGUCUCAAUCAACAUAAGGCAACAACCACCGAUCUUAUAAAUCAUGAAACAAUUGCUAAGCAAAAAGUUUAUUCAUUGGCUGCGAACAAAGCCAAAGCUGCCAAACUCAUUGAAGAACACCAAAAUGUGUCUCGACAACAAAAACAGACCGAAUCGAACUUGCGAAUGAUGGCUACCAAACUUCAGCGAGCUGAAACUCAGUUGAGCACGACAAACAAUGAUUUGCAACGCUAUCAGCAAGAAUUAACCAUCCACGACAGUCAAAGGGAGGAUCUAAAGUCGAACAUUGCAAAUGUAAAGACAAUGAUUAAGAGACACGAUCGAACCAUACAGGACCAUCAAAAGACUAUGAGCGAACAUCAAACAGUUCUCUCGAAUACGAUUCGGGAUCAUCAACAACAGAAGCUCGUCGUGCAAUGUCUCAAAGGUGAAAGCUUAAACCUAAAACGAAAACUCGGUGAUAUGACCAAUACCGAAAAGAUCAAAUUACGCGAGAUGACUCAUCAACAAACACUGCUCGAAGCCGAAAAAAAGACAGUCCAAGAAUUACGCGCUAAUAUAGCCACCAAACAACAAAAUCUCGGCGAGAUUCGUCAACACAUUGUUGUCAAUACUCAAGACCUUCAAAGAAUAACCAAUGAUACCAAACAGUUGCUUCAACAAAAGGCAGAACUCCAGAAAAAUGUACAGAUUAAGAAAAAUGAAAAUAUCUAUUUCGAACGCGAACAUCGUGCAGCAGGCUUUCGAGCUCAAGCUCAAGAAGUCAUAGUGCAGGAUCUUCGUCAGAAUCUGGACAAGUUGAACGCACGUGACAAGCAGCUUUAUGCCGAAGUGCAACAUCUGGAGGGCAAAUUGCAAAAUAAGACACAAGAAAUCGAAAGAAGUCAAAAUUCGAUCAAUAUAAUCACUGAGAAUAUGCGCAUCGCAUGUGAAAGACAGGAAAAUGGACGAAAAGUGAUUACUGCUUCUAAAAAAGAACUAACAGCGAUUGAGAUGCAAAUCAAACAAUCCAGUGAAAAGAUCGGUAAAAGUGAGCGCACGUUUCAUGAGAUGAACGAUGCAUUUCGUCGAUCGAACGAUUCGUUUGCCGACAAUGAAACCUUGAAAGCGAAAAACUAUCAGCGACUGCAGAAACUUGAACAAGCUAUAACCGAGUUCAGAGUGGCUCAUUGUAAACAGCAACAAACAUACGAGGAACAAUCGAUUGCAAUCGUCAAACGGAAACUCGAAGAACGAAAAGCGACAAAUAACAAUAUCAACAAAAACAAGGAAAACAUCAGUACGAUCGAACAUCUUCGAUCAGCGGCAGCCAAUGAUACUUGCUGGGAAAAAUUGUCAUCAGUGAAACAUUUGGUAAAACAAAUGGUGCGCGAUUAUGUGCAAUUGAAUGCCGCUUCUAGUACAUUCAGUGCCACGACGGAUCCCUACGAAGAUUCAAAAGCUACCCUAUAUGCUAAUAUACAUCGAGUACGACGUUAUUUUCAUCAUGUGACAAAUACGAUUAAGCAUAUUGCCUAUCUCGAUCGGUGUGCCGUCGAUCUGGCUAUUACUGAAAUACGACGUACAUAUGAUGACGAUGGAAAUGUGCUCAAUAAUAUACAUGCCUACUUGAGAACGUUCUGUUUGCGAAAUGCAGUGGUCGAUUCGGCUGCUCACGAACAGCAACGUCGAACAUGGGCUGAGGAGCAAAAGGGAUUACGAGAAACCAAUGGACAACAUCGUCUAGAACUUGAAGCACGGCGUAACCUGAUUAAGAAAGCAGAAGAUGACGUGAAGUUGUAUGAACUGCGCCUUUAUAAUAUCGUUCAAAGAGAAAAACAAGUUGAAGCGCAAGCAACCAAGUUAAUUGCAGAAGCGUGUAGUAGUAUGACCACGACAAAUAUCAAUGCAAAUUGGAUGGAUAAGCAUGAUCAGGCUAAACAGAUGAGAGACGACUAUAAAAAGGAGAGACGCGAAGCCGAAGCACUACUCGGAAAGACAAGAGACGAUCUUGCCAAACAUAAAGAGCCCUAUCAGGCAUUGGCAACGAAAAUAGCCGAAGACGACGCGCAAAUUCGAGAUCUCGAUGCUUUUCUCAAACUUGAUCUUGCGGAUGAACAUCGAAAAUUAAUUGUGAAGUAUGGACGAGGAUUGCUACUCUAUGGUCCACCAGGAACAGGCAAAUCGGAACUACUGAAACGAGCUGCCAUCUUUGCGGGCAUCACAAUGACAACGGCUCCGCUAGCAGCUGGUGAACUCAAUCGACCAUAUGUGGGCGAAACAGAAAAGUUACUUGUCGACAUCAUGCAUCGUGCGAACACAAUACCCUAUCUGAUUUGUGCUAUGACAAUCGACGAAAUCGAUGGACUGGUUCCCAAACGAGACAAUAAUGCUCAACAAUCGAAAGUAGACGGAAUUAGUGUUCUUCUAUCGCACAUUGAAGGUGUGAAAAAUAUACCGAAUUUAAUUGUAUUCGGUGCAACCAAUCGACGAAAUAUGAUGGACGAAGCUUUUCUACGUCGCAUGCAAGCGAAAUGUUUUGUCGGUCGACCUUCGCCACAAAUUCGAAAGAAAAUGCUUCGGCCAUUACUAUGCAAAGAUUCAGGCGUAUUUACGAGCAAACGCAUCGAUUUUCUUGUCAAAAUAACGACAAAUUUUAGUGGUGCCGCAGUUGGGGCACUGAAAUCGAGCAUUAUUGUCGCCAUGGAUCAGUAUCAACAGCCGGGAACACUCACAGAUCAUACACUACUCGAACUGGCCGACAAUACGGCGCGCGAAUUUAGCUGCUGGUUUGGUAUCGGAACAUUGCCUGGAAUCUGUCGUCUUCAUCCAAAUAUUUUCUCAUCAGAUGGUCAACAAGAUGACUAUUCACUUAAAUUACCUAACAGCACUCCAUCAGGUCGCAUUCUUAUCGAUUUACAAGAACGAAAAUGUUUGAUCGAACUUACUAAGGAGCCUACACUGGAGAAAAUACUCGCCGAUGAGGAAACAUCGGCAUUAACGCUCCUCUCACGUUUUAUCAGUGGAUGUUCGAGUCGAAACAUUGACACGAUUCAAAUAAUUGAUCUCAACUUUCUUAUCAAACACAAUGCCUCUGAUGAAAAUCAAAUAUUUGAAUUGUUGACUACUACAUUUCUAGGUGAGCACUAA
This is a messenger RNA of Didymodactylos carnosus, 4782 nucleotides long. Lineage: Eukaryota; Metazoa; Rotifera; Eurotatoria; Philodinida; Philodinidae. The record is from the annotation of a GenBank genome assembly.